GACUUGAAAUGUCACAACUAAAACAAAAGGAACUAACAGAAUAUUCAAAAGAUGGAAAUGAUUAAUAAGAAAACAACACACAAUGCGGAAAAUAAUAAGAAAGCCUAUUCAGAUUCUAUUUUUAGUUAUAUUCUUCAUACUAGGCUGUAUAUUUACAUCCAGUAUUACGCCCAUGGAUAGAACAUGUAGAGUUCAAGAUACAGAUAGAGAAUAUAAUAUCAUGAAAAAUUCAAAAUUUAAGAAUCCAGACCUUAUCAUCCUGAUUUUAUCAGCCCCUGAAAAUUUGAAGAAGAGAAAUAUUGUCAGAGAUACAUGGCUGAAGUUGGCAUAUCAUGAAGGUAAUGAAAAUAACCAUUUCCAAUACAAACAUUACUUUGUUAUAGGUAAUCUGGGACAGUAUGCAAGACAACUUCAUGAAUUGAAAUUAGAACAAUCAAAGUUCAAAGAUAUUCUAAUUCUCCCCAUAGAUGAUUCAUACAAAAAAUUAACUGAAAAAGUGAAACAAAGUUUCCAGUGGUUAAGUGAACAAUCUGAAUAUGGCUUAGGCUUCAAAUAUGUUCUCAAAUGUGAUGAUGACAGCUUUGUGAACUUGGGAAAGCUCAUUUCUGAGUUGAUGCAUAUUGAUAGAAUACUGAUCAGUAAUGAUGGUUCUGUCCCAAAGAUUCAGGAUGGCCUACAAGAAUACAUAUCAUAUAACAUCCAAAUAAAUGAUCCAGCCAAUAUAUCUCAUUUGAAUUUAUAUUGGGGUUAUUUCUCUGGGAAUGCUAGAAUACAGACUAAGGGGAAAUGGAAAGAAAUCAACUGGAUUGCUUCUGACCAUUACUUACCAUAUGCUUUGGGUGGAGGAUAUGUGUUAUCAAAGAAUUUGGUUGUACUCAUUGGAAAAACUUGUGAACAUUUAAGGUCUUUCAAAUCGGAGGAUGUCAGUGUUGGAAUGUGGCUGGCUCCAAUAAAUAAUAUAGUUCGAGUACAUGAUAUCAGAUUCGAUACGGAAUGGAUAUCUCGAGGUUGCAAAAACACCAAUUUGAUAACCCAUAAUGUGUCUCCUGCAGAAAUGAACAAGUUGUUCAAAAAUUUGAUGACAUUUGGGAAAAUGUGUUCAACAGAAACUACGAGAAGAAAGCAUUAUAUUUACGACUGGAAUGUCCCCAAUAGUGAGUGCUGUAAAGUUAAUAAGGAAAAUGUUAUAAGGCUUCCAGGUCCCUGAUGGAAGAAAAGCCCAAUUUCCACUUUCAUUACGUAGGUAUAAAUGGUUUUCAGAAUAAGAUCCUCACCGAGAUUCUAACUUGAUAUUGAUACGAUUUAUAAAUAACAGAUACUUAACCAAGGAUUAUAAUUGCAAAAGAAAAACCGAGCAAGAAACCAAAAUAUGCGAAUAAUACAUUGUUUCGCCGACAUCUACAACAAAUCACAUUUCAAGUUCUAAUUUCCGAACGAAAACACGACUUUUUCCGAAGGCAAGUACAUUUCGUCCGCAUACACCAAAUUUUCGUCUGCUGCAAGGUUGCCAAUACUACUGAAUUUUCAGUAGAUUUCCUGAUUCGCAUAUUGAUCUACUGAUCAAUUUUGACACUCAUUUAUGAUUAUAAUUACCUAUAUUAUUAUUAACCUUUAGCUAAUCACAUACACUUAUAAAUUGCAUGAUAUUUCGGCACACUCUAUUUAAAUUAAUUUUACGAAAUAGGUGAUAAAUGUACAUAUAAUAGGUACUAAUGAUAUGUAUAAACCAAAAAAGGAAAAUACUUUAUCUGAUCCAGAUCAAAUUAAAAUUUUUAUAUACAUGUGUUAUAACAGUUUGUUUCUUAGGUUCAAAUUGUCAUUUGUUUUGUAUUUUUGUUGUUCAUGUUUACCAUUCGUUUCUGUUUUUUAUAUCCCCAAAUCUUAUACAUAUAAGUACCUAUGUAACUGUAUUUUGUGAUAUUUGUAUUAUUGAAUUGAGAAUUAGGAAUAUUAUUAUUUUUUAAGAGAAUGUUAGUUUUGAUUGUUCCUAUUUUCUUUGAAAUAGGUUACUUUUCUGUGUACUAAAAGUAAAUAAUGUUUUGCCGUCAUAUUUCAUUAUCCUUUCUUGGAAUUCGUAUAGCAUAAAAUAGAUCUUAAACAGAUAUAUUGGAAUCUACUGAAUUUUUGAUGAUGGAAUAAAAAUCGAGCUAGAAACCCGUUGUCAAAUUGAUUAUUCACGAAAUUCUAUAGAUUUCACUGUGAUGUGAACAUAAGUGUUUGAGGGCGACGAAAAAAUGUGACAUGUUCCUCGGCGAAAAACUGUCUAUUGUCUCGCCUGAUUAUUGCUAGCCUCGGCUAAGGCUUCGGCUAUCAAUUUGCAGAAUCGACUAUAAUAGACAGUGUUUUGUCCUCAGUACAUAAAUAAAUGUUGAACUAGUACAUACAAAAUUCAUAGAAUGAAUUUUCUUAAAUAUAAAAAAUGCUGGUGGUGUAAAACGAUUCUGUCAAAAUGAAUCAUUGAAUUAUGUAAAAUGAGGCUGUUAAAAUGAUACCUACUUCGGAUUAAAUCAAGCUAUCAAAUAAGAAGCCUGCUUUUCAUUGAUUUUG
This is a messenger RNA of Phaedon cochleariae (mustard beetle), 2547 nucleotides long. NCBI's taxonomy places the organism in Eukaryota, Metazoa, Arthropoda, Insecta, Coleoptera, Chrysomelidae. The record is from the annotation of a GenBank genome assembly.